AUGGCUGCCCGACGAGGAAGCCGCUUCAUCAAGCCGCUGCUCUAUACAGCUGGUGCUGGAGCAGUCGGUACCGCCGCCCUCUACGUUACCCUACGACCUCGCGAUAUCCCCGGCUCGGAAGCCGCCGCAGUCCCGCCGCCCACAUAUGGCGAGGGAGGUGUCUUCCGACCACCACAAUUCCCUUCUGCCAAGAGCCGCGAAGAGCAGAUUGCACAAUUGAAGCGCAGCGCAGGUGUUGUGUCGCAAGUUGCAGAGAAGGCAAAGAAGUGGCUUGGUGGCGGCUCUACACCAUCCGAAAAGGCUGAAGAAGAGCCAUAUGACUUGUUGGUCAUUGGUGGUGGCGCAACCGGAGCCGGUAUCGCGCUAGACGCUGUUACAAGAGGUCUCAAGGUUGCGCUCGUCGAACGCGACGACUUCAGCAGUGGUACUAGCAGUAAGAGCACAAAGCUCGUACACGGUGGUGUACGAUACCUAGAAAAGGCCGUCUGGAAUCUGGACUACAACCAAUAUGCUCUCGUCGUUGAAGCUCUACGCGAGCGUCGUUACUUCUUGGAUACCGCUCCUCAUCUGUCUCAGUGGCUCCCGAUCAUGAUUCCUCUUCAGAAAUGGUGGCAAGCGCCCUACUUCUGGGCUGGUACCAAGUUUUAUGAUUUCCUUGCCGGCUCAGAGAACAUUGAGAGCUCAUACUACAUGACCAAGAGCAAGGCUCUGGAUGCAUUCCCCAUGUUGAAGAAGGAAGGCCUUGUCGGAGCCCUGGUCUACUACGAUGGUGCACACAACGAUUCUCGCAUGAACGUUUCGCUUGCCAUGACUGCUGCGCUAUACGGCGCAACUGUGGUCAACCAUCUUGAGGUCACCAGCCUCGAGAAGGAUGCCAACGGUCGUCUAUGCGGAGCAAAGGCCAAGGAUUGCAUUGCUGAGAGCGACGGCAAGAAGGCUGAAGAGUUCUCGAUCAAGGCCAAGGGUAUUAUCAACGCUACCGGUCCCUUCACCGACUCCAUCCGCAAGAUGGACGACCAAGCCGUGGCCGAAAUCGUCGCCCCUAGCUCCGGUGUUCACGUCAUUCUCCCUGGUUACUACAGCCCUGCAAACAUGGGCCUCAUCGAUCCCAACACUUCUGAUGGCCGUGUAAUCUUCUUCCUGCCAUGGCAGGGCAACACCAUCGCCGGUACAACAGACACUGCUUGUGAUAUCAAGAGAGAUCCUGUUGCUGGUGAGGAGGAGAUUGACUGGAUUCUCAAGGAGGUUAAGCGCUAUCUGCAGCCGGAGAUCAAUGUUCGCCGCGGUGAUGUGCUCGCUGCUUGGUCUGGAAUUCGUCCCCUUGUCCGCGACCCCAACGCGAGCGCGACCGAGGGUCUUGUCCGCAAUCACUUGGUCACCACCUCUCCUUCUGGUCUGAUGACUUGCUCAGGUGGCAAGUGGACUACCUACCGCCAGAUGGCCGAAGAGACCGUCGACGAGGCUAUCAAGGAGUACGGCUUGAAGACUCAGCCGCUCGUGAACCCCACUCUCAUUAGCGGAACUGAGGUCAAGGAUGAAGCUCCUCUUGACGGCACCUGCCAAACCCACCGCGUUCGACUUGUCGGUGCACAUGGCUUCUCCAAGACCCUCUUCAUCAACCUCAUUCAGCAUUACGGCAUCGAAACUGACGUAGCCAAAUACCUCUGCGAGGCAUAUGGUGACCGUGCGUGGACCGUCGCAGCUCUUGCAUCGCCCACUGAGCAGCGCUUCCCUGUCCGUGGCAUCAAGAUGUCUGAGCUCUACCCAUACAUCGACGGUGAGGUCCGCUACUGCGUCCGCCACGAGUACGCCCAAACUGCCACCGACGUAAUUGCGCGCCGUAUGCGUCUCGCCUUCUUGAACGCCCAGGCUGCCCUUGAAGCUCUUCCCAAGGUCAUUGACAUCAUGGCGGAGGAACUAAAGUGGGACAACAAGCGUAAGGAGGUUGAGUGGAAGAACUCUGUUACUUACCUCGGCUCCAUGGGUCUGCCCAAGAGCAAGCUGUCGCUCAGCCGCAAGGAUGUAGAGAGCGGCCACGUGGGCAAGUACACAGAUGAGGAUUACCACCUCUACGCUCGUCACGGUAUGUCAAACUCUGAUGAGGAGGCUUGUGCGAACCUCUUUGCAUUUGGGAUUAGGCUAAAUGAAUUGUUUGCAGAUAAACCCGAUGAGCUGCUGCAGUCGGACAGCAAGUUCCCAAGCGGUCACAACCCCGUCGUUGGCCGUGAAUCCAAGGUCAACAAAUAA
Messenger RNA from Alternaria atra, 2247 nucleotides. RefSeq lists its product as uncharacterized. Gene Ontology annotation, biological process: glycerol-3-phosphate metabolic process. Gene Ontology annotation, cellular component: mitochondrion; glycerol-3-phosphate dehydrogenase (FAD) complex. NCBI's taxonomy places the organism in Eukaryota, Fungi, Ascomycota, Dothideomycetes, Pleosporales, Pleosporaceae. Gene Ontology annotation, molecular function: glycerol-3-phosphate dehydrogenase (quinone) activity. Bases 1 to 2247 code for a protein of 748 amino acids. The record is from RefSeq and is a predicted model, not a curated record. The transcript has 3 exons.